UCUCAAUGUGUUUUUGAGCCAGUCUUUAAGGAGUUGUAAUAAAUUCAUUGUCCUGGGUGCUUUCUCCUCACAGAUACCUAUGAACAGUACAAACAGAAGCUGGCAGAACUCAAACAGCUCCAAGAAAAAAUGGGAGGUAGUGAUCUUGGUGAAGAGCUGGACGAAAUGGAUGUACUCAGAUGUGCGCAGAUGUCUGAGAUGUGUGAAUCAUUGGUACACUCACUGCAGAUCAUUGAGAAUCCUCAAAUGAGGUAUCUUCUGGCUACUGUGUCGCCGAAAAUGACCAGACAGGGACCACGUGGUAACAGACCUGAAGGCGAUGAACCUGUCACUUAUAUUGUUGCUCCAAAGCUACGAGCUGGCAUGCUCAAGACUUUUCAAGACAACACAGUGGUUGAACAUUUGCCUUGCUUGGGAAAAGCGCUGCGUACCUAUUAUAAUGGAGAUACUAUUGUUGUUUACCCUGGAAGGUAUAACCUUGAUGGUCGUGUCUACCAACUUGCAGAUUCUGUUCAUAUUACUGGAAUGGGAAACUUUUCUGAAAUUGUUGGUAAGGAGUUGUUAAAAGGAGCUAUGCCAUAAAAAAAU
Molecule: messenger RNA, 588 nt
Organism: Orbicella faveolata
Lineage: Eukaryota; Metazoa; Cnidaria; Anthozoa; Scleractinia; Merulinidae
Product: SHC SH2 domain-binding protein 1 homolog B-like
Source: RefSeq, a predicted model, not a curated record